AUGUCAAACUCACCAUCCACCGUAUCCUGGUCCUCGGCGCGUGUCCGUGAAGAGUUUUUCAACUUUUUCCGUUCCAAGAACCAUACAUUCGUACCUUCAUCACCCACAAUACCUUUCGACGAUCCCACCCUUCUUUUCGCAAACGCUGGAAUGAAUCAGUACAAGUCCAUCUUUUUGGGCACUGUCGACCCCAAUUCAGAUAUGUCUCGCCUAAAGCGCGCCUUCAAUUCUCAGAAAUGUAUCAGAGCUGGAGGGAAACACAAUGAUCUCGAAGAUGUUGGCAAAGAUUCCUACCACCAUACCUUCUUUGAAAUGCUUGGCAACUGGUCGUUUGGUGACUACUUCAAGAAGGAAGCAAUAGCUUAUUCUUGGGAACUCUUAACGGAUGUCUACAAACUACCCAAGGACCGAUUGUAUGUUACAUACUUCGAAGGUGACCCGAACAACGGGUUAGAACCAGAUCUCGAAGCCAAGCAGUAUUGGCUUGAUCAAGGAGUCGACGAGGAUCACAUUCUUCCUGGAAACGCUAAAGAUAACUUUUGGGAGAUGGGAGCCACUGGGCCAUGCGGACCAUGCACCGAAAUUCAUUUCGAUCGUGUCGGUGGGCGAAAUGCCGCUCAUCUCGUCAACCAAGAUGACCCCGAUGUGCUGGAAAUAUGGAAUAAUGUUUUCAUUCAGUUCAAUCGUGAAGACAACGGUUCACUCAAACCUCUUCCUUCGAAACACGUCGAUACUGGGAUGGGCUUCGAGCGGCUUGUGUCCAUCGUUCAAGAUAAGCGUUCCAACUACGACACUGACGUAUUUCUCCCAAUAUUCGAUAAAAUUCGAGAGUUGACAGGUGUCCGUCCAUACGAGGGACGAUUCGACGCGGAUGACGUGGACGGGAUUGACACAGCGUAUCGCGUUGUCGCAGAUCACAUUCGAACCUUGACAUUUGCUCUGAGCGACGGUGGUAUUCCAAAUAAUGUGGGUCGCGGGUACGUUCUGAGGCGAAUCCUGCGCAGAGGUGCACGAUAUGCAAGAAAGAAACUGGGCGUCAAGAUAGGAUGUUUUUUUUCAUCGUUGUUGCCCGUUGUUGUUGAAACGAUGGGUGCAGUAUUCCCCGAAAUCACAAGAAAGGUUGAUGACAUCAAGGAAAUAUUGGAUGAGGAAGAGGAAUCCUUUUCUCGAACAUUGGAUCGAGGGGAAAAAUUGUUUGACCAAUUUGCCACACGCGCUAAGGAGCAGGGGUUAAAGGAGCUUAACGGCAGAGAUGUCUGGAGACUGUAUGACACUUUUGGAUUUCCGGUGGACCUUACACGUUUGAUGGCGGAAGAGCUAGGAUUGGGAGUCAACGAUCAAGAGUUUGAAGAGGCUCAGGCAUGGUCGAAAGAAGCAAGCAAGGCGUCCAGCAAGCAAGUUGGCACCAGUAUUGUUAAACUGGAUGUGCAUGACACCGCGGCUUUAGAAAAAGACACCGACAUCCCAAAAACCGAUGACUCUGCGAAAUUUAACUUGGGAAACAUAAGGGCUUUGGUGAAAGCUAUUUUUUACGAGAAGAGCUUCCCGCAGUCAACAGAUAUAAUGCCGGAAGGGGCGACUUUUGGUAUCAUCCUUGAUAAAACGAGCUUUUACGCAGAAGCCGGUGGACAGGAAUACGAUACUGGCAACAUUGUAAUCGAUGGAGUAGCGGAUUUCGAGGUCACCAAUGUUCAGUCAUACAAUGGGUAUGUUUUACAUACUGGCCACCUCAAAUACGGUCAACUUGCUGUUGGAAAAGAGGUGAUUUCAUCUUAUGAUGAACUUCGGCGAUGGCCUUUGCGUAACAACCACACUGCAACUCACAUCCUCAAUUUCUGCCUCCGAGAAGUUCUUGGCGACCACAUUGAUCAAAAAGGCUCUUUGGUCGCCCCAACCAAACUUCGGUUCGACUUUUCUCACAAGGCGCAAAUUUCACAUUCGGAACUGUCGAGAAUUGAGGCAACCAGUGUUGAUUGGAUUAAGCGAAACGUCAAGGUCUUCAGUAAAGAUCUCGAAUUAGAAACUGCGUCAAAGAUUCCUGGGUUGAGGGCAGUGUUUGGGGAAUCAUAUCCCGAUCCUGUUCGGGUGGUAACUUUAGAGUAUGAUGUGGACGAAAUUGCGAAGGACAUUGAGAAUCCCAAAUGGCGCAGAACUAGUGUUGAAUUUUGCGGUGGAACUCACGUUGCUAGAACGGGUGACAUCAAAGACUUCAUAAUCACAGAGGAAUCUGGUAUCGCCAAAGGGAUACGUCGCAUUGUUGCUAUAACUGGGCAUGAGGCCCACAGCGCUGCCCGGCAUGCGCUGCUACUUCAAGGAAGGCUGGAACAAAUCGAUUCUUUGACUGGGAAGAACAAGGAUGCUGCUCUGAAGGCAUUGAGCAUUGAGCUUGGUCAGGCAGACAUCUCUGUCCUGAAAAAAGCCGAGCUCAGGGAUCGACUGGCCGUUAUACGCAAGGCUGUCGAUAAACAAGUCAAAGAAAGAGAGGCAGUUGUCAACAGAGAGGCAAUCGAUACCAUUCAACGACAUUUCAACGACAACGAAAAAGCGGAAACCUACAUCGCAUCGCUCAACGUGGAUGGAAACGCGAAAAUUCUUCAGGCCGUUAUCUCACAAGGAAGGAAACUUCAAAAGGCGGUAUAUCUCUUCAGCGUUGAUCCCGAGAGCAACACAGUUGCACACGUCAAUUACGUCCCCCCCGAAUUCAAAACCAAGGGAGCUGAUGCUCGGACCUGGGCAAGCAAGGUCGUUGGUAUCUUGGGUGGCAAGGCGGGCGGAAAGGAAGACUCUGCACAAGGGGUGGGUUCCGAUGGUCACAGACUUGACGAAGCACUUGUUGCUGCCCAACUAUAUGUGGAUGAAAUUUUGUAGUAUUAGUAUUUGUGACCUCUGCUGAACGAGACUCUCAUUAGAAAUGACUAAAGUUUACAUAGUU
Laccaria bicolor S238N-H82 is the source of this 2932-nucleotide messenger RNA. RefSeq lists its product as uncharacterized. Gene Ontology annotation, biological process: alanyl-tRNA aminoacylation; tRNA modification. The coding region runs from base 1 to 2868 and encodes 955 amino acids. NCBI's taxonomy places the organism in Eukaryota, Fungi, Basidiomycota, Agaricomycetes, Agaricales, Hydnangiaceae. Gene Ontology annotation, cellular component: mitochondrion; cytoplasm. The transcript has 14 exons. Gene Ontology annotation, molecular function: nucleic acid binding; aminoacyl-tRNA deacylase activity; alanine-tRNA ligase activity. The record is from RefSeq and is a predicted model, not a curated record.